Messenger RNA from Penicillium brasilianum, 1500 nucleotides. NCBI's taxonomy places the organism in Eukaryota, Fungi, Ascomycota, Eurotiomycetes, Eurotiales, Aspergillaceae. The record is from the annotation of a GenBank genome assembly.
GUCUACUUUGGGACCGGUCCGAGAUGUGGGGUGGACAAAUCCAAAGUUAGCGUGACAAAGUUCGCAAGUAUAUCUCUCCACUCUGCCCCUCUUAGAUCGGACCCUUGUUGCAUCAGAUCCAUCACCAUUUUUACAAAGUCUUCCAUCGAAGCUAUGAAGACUAUUCAGGAAUUGCUGGCCGAGAAGCCUAAUAAUGAUGAUACCCAGCCAGUUCAGUAUGUUGGAACAGUAGAAGCAUAUGAUAAGUGGGCAGAGGUCUACGAUACAGAUGGAAAUUUUCUCCAGCGCCUCGACACGAUCGAGAUGCGCGCACUUCUGCCUCAAUUCCUGCACCGUGUGUAUUCCCGUUUCCAGGCCUCGGGGCAAUUGACACUGUUGGACGUGGGAUGUGGUACCGGGCGGAAUACGAUCCAGCUACUCGAAGCACUGGCACAGUAUCAAAAGGAUACUACCUCCAUGGCCAAAGUUGAUAUCGUCGGUCUUGAUGCGUCCCCAGGUAUGUUGGAGGUAGCACGAUCUGCCAUCCACUCAGCCACCCGGCGAGAAGAUCUUAAGAAGAGCCCCGAGGUCUCUCUAGACACUAUCGAUCUACGUCAGCCGGCCACUGUGCGGGCGAAUCUACCUCCAUCUCUACAAAACUCCGGUGCAGCGGGUGUGAUUUCCACGCUUGUACUAGAGCACAUUCCAACAAAGGAGUUCUUUGAAGCCGUGUCUGCCACGAUGCGCCCCGGCGGGUAUCUACUAGUCACCAAUAUGCACGCAAAUAUGGGAAUGCGCAGUCAGGCUGGCUUCACGGAUCCACAGACAGGGGUCAAGAUCCGGCCGACCAGCUAUUGCCACUCCGUCUCAGAGGUGCUGGCAGCAGCCGAGCAGGCCGGGUUCCAGGUGGAGGAUAUAGUUGGCGAGGAGGGCCAGAACGGGGUCCUGGAACGGGAUCUGGAUGAGCAGUUGGCCGAAAAAUUAGGUGCGCGGGCCAAGAAGUGGAUUGGUAUCAGGGUGUGGUUUGGGAUAUGUUUCAGCAAGAAAGAAUGAAUGUAAUUAAAGAUGGAAGCACCCCUCGAAUAGUGAGGUGAUCAGGGGGGAGAAUAUGAUUUCAGUCACUUUUGGUCGCUCAAUAAUACAAGUCUAGAAGAAUCCCAGAAGUCUUUCCCGGUGUUGUACAAGAUUGGUGUGCUGUUUGAGCAGCUGUGCCAAUCGGUUAUGUUUCCAUCCCAUCCCCUCGUCCAGAAUUAGAUGCGUGUAGGCGAAUACGGUGGCAUCGAACAGGCCAGGGUUCGGCCGGCCGAAGAAGUGCUCGUCCUCGGCGAGUAGGGUUGAUAGCGCCUCGAAUGCAUUCUGUGCAUCUCCCUCUAGGGCAGCCACGUCGAUAUACGGAGAGAGCUUGAGGAGCUCGUCACGCGCCGCUUGUUGCAGCUGGAAUCCAAGGGCUGCCCGAACGAGGGAGGAGGUUGUUGAGGGGUUGACGUAGAGUCGUUGCGCCACGGCCUUGAAAUUGUCGUC